This is a messenger RNA of Rotaria sp. Silwood1, 450 nucleotides long. The record is from the annotation of a GenBank genome assembly. Lineage: Eukaryota; Metazoa; Rotifera; Eurotatoria; Philodinida; Philodinidae.
AUGUAUGUUUUCUUGUCAUCUUACCAAUUAAGUUAUGUUCAAUCUUCUUUUGAAUUUAGAAUAAAAGAUUUUGGUGAUAUACUAUUUGCAGAAAAUGAUCGUCGCUCAAAGUAUGUUCGUAUACCAUUCACACCCAUUCUUGAUGAUUCGACGACGACAAAAUCCUCAUUAUUUCGAAAGUUAGAUUCAUCAGAGUUUCUCGACGAAAUAGAUUCGAAUGACGCAUCAUCUUCCAUUGAUGAUAUUGAAAAUGAGACACAGCAAAAAACAUUUGCAGAACGUAUUGUUAAUUUAAUGCGUUACGGUUGGAAAUUACCAUCACCUCAAUUGAUUAUUUCUGUGAAUGGUGGUGCACAUCUUUUCAAAUUAUCAACACCAAGAAUACGAAAUGCUUUUCAACGUGGUCUCAUUACUGCUGCUGUUACUACAGGUGAGUAUAGUUACUUCUGA